CUCUACAAACACCACCAUGAAUCACGAUCCAUACCAGUGGGGAAGACCCAGUGACCAAACGUAUGGUCAAUAUAACCACGCCAUUGCCAAUGCUAAGAACGCACCGGCCGAGCAUGACCUGUUCCCCAAAAUGAACACGCAGAAUCCCAUCAUCACCAGUACCUCCGUGUUGGGCAUCAAGUACAAAGAUGGCAUUGUCAUGGCUGCAGACAACUUGGGCUCGUACGGGUCGCUUUUGAGAUUCAACAAUAUCGAAAGAUUGAUCAAGGUGGGCAAGGAAACCGUGGUUGGUGUUUCGGGGGACAUAUCUGAUUUUCAGCAGUUACAAAGAAUAUUGGAUGAAUUGGAGACUGAACAAGAAGUCUACGACAACUUUGGAGACAAUAACUUGAGGGCUCCUCAUGUGCAUGAGUUCUUGAGUAGGGUGUUGUACAACAGAAGGUCCAAGAUGAAUCCCUUGUGGAAUUCGGUGAUAGUCGCAGGAUUCAAUGAUGAUAGAAGCCCAUUUUUGAAGUACAUUGAUAUGUUGGGAGUAACCUAUGGAGCCUCGACGUUGGCCACCGGAUUUGGCUCGUAUUUGGCGGUUCCAUUGUUGAGAAAGGUGAUUCCAGAAGAUAAGGAUUAUGUCAAUGUGUCUGAAGAAGAGGCAAAGAAAGUCAUCAUGGACAGUAUGAGAGUGUUGUUUUACCGAGAUGCCAGGUCAGCUGAGACGUUCACUUUGGUAACUUUGAACUCUGAAGGCGUUAAGUAUGACAAACAGGUCCAAGUGAGUAACCAGAGCUGGGAAUUUGCUAAAGACAUCACUGGAUAUGGAAGUAAGCAAUUGUAGUGUUAAGCGCUUUUGCAUUUACAGUUGGAAUAAUAUACAUCAAUACCUACG
This is a messenger RNA of Yamadazyma tenuis ATCC 10573, 880 nucleotides long. The record is from RefSeq and is a predicted model, not a curated record. NCBI's taxonomy places the organism in Eukaryota, Fungi, Ascomycota, Pichiomycetes, Serinales, Debaryomycetaceae.